Molecule: messenger RNA, 834 nt
Organism: Lotus japonicus
Lineage: Eukaryota; Viridiplantae; Streptophyta; Magnoliopsida; Fabales; Fabaceae
Exons: 1
Coding region: 129-683 (184 amino acids)
Biological process (GO): response to desiccation
Cellular component (GO): plasma membrane
Source: RefSeq, a predicted model, not a curated record
UAAAAAAUCAAUCCCCUCCGUCCACCGCCCAUUUUUCUUCUUCUUCUUCUUGUCUUCCCUAAUCUUUAUCUAGCAUCACACAUUCACUCACAUCACUAUCACUAUCAUCACACAAUCUUUCAUCAGUGAUGGGCAAAGAAGGAAAAUGGAGCUGGACCUCGGCGGUGAUCGGAGCAGCCUCCGCGGUGGCAGCCACGGCGGUGCUAACCGCAAAACCCAAGGACCCAACGUUCCACCUCAUAUCCAUCAACUUCACCUCACUGAAACUCAACCUUCCCCUCCUCGACGCCGAGGUUCUCCUCACCGUUCACGUUACCAACCCUAACAUAGCUCCAAUCCACUACUCCUCCACCACCAUGUCAAUCUCCUACGCCGGCUCGCUUCUCGGCUCGGCUCACGUCGAGGCCGGUUCUCAGCCGCCGCGCUCCUGCCAGCUCCUCCGCCUCCCGGCUCGGCUUAAGGCUGUUGGGUUCGCGCAGCACGCCACGCGCUUCCUUGCCGAUGUGGCCAAGCGCGAGAUGCUCCUUGAUGCUGCUAUUGAAAUCGCCGGCACCGCCAGGGUGCUGUGGUGGGACCAUAAGUUCAAGAUCCACGUGGAUAGCCAUGUCACCGUUGAUCCAGUUUUCCUUGAUGUCAUCGAUCAGGAAAACACCGCCGAACUUGAACUCUUCGCCGCCGCGUGAGAAACAUUUAUUGGCUAAUUUAGAUGUAAUUGUAAGCACUUGGAAGUGGAUAUAACGCUUUAGUUAUUUUUUUCUUCCUUAAUGUUCUGAUUUUCUUCACAAGUUGGAUGAAUUUAAACAUGGUUUGAGAUUAGAGAAAAUGGUUCAUACA